Molecule: messenger RNA, 1188 nt
Organism: Ciona intestinalis (vase tunicate)
Lineage: Eukaryota; Metazoa; Chordata; Ascidiacea; Phlebobranchia; Cionidae
Source: RefSeq, a predicted model, not a curated record
AAAACACUGUUUUACGCCAAAGAUUAGGUUAUUAUGUUUUAUGAUCGUUUUGAUUAAAAUUGUUGGUAUACUGGUAACUUCAUAAUGUCGAUGGCUCAUCCGUUGCCAGGUGGUGGUCGACGAAAAGUAGCGCGACAUCGUCAACAAAUGGGUCGGGUCGCGUCUGCCCCUCCAGAUAUUAUUCGCUUGCGGCAGAUGCUUCGACCUUUUGAAUUGGCAAAGAUAAAUAAGAUACGGCAAGAUGCGAAAGAAUCAUGGAAAUGUGAACUCGAUCGUGAAAAAUCAAGUGUGACGUCAUAUAAUGGGUCACAUUCGCUUAAAUUGCUGGACGAACCUACUCAGACAAGACUGAGACCCUCUUCACCUCGCAGGCAAAAUAAUCCGCACCCUCAAAACGUUUUCCUGGUGACAAGAUUAAAAAAGGUGAAAGGAUGUUUUGACGUAGACGAGGCAACGGUUCGAAAAUGUAGAGGUGAUGAAAAAACUCGAUUGAAUGAAUUUGUCAGCAGCCAUGAAUCCGAGAUUAGACGAGCGAUGGGCAAGCUCCCGAACCGACCCAACACGUCGGUGGUUACGGAAAAGGAAAUGUCCGCCGUGAUUGGACAAGUUCCUGCUCGUGCAGCUGAAGCAUGGAUUAAGCUAAGUAGUGAUAAAGAUAAACAAGCCAUCAGUAAAAGAUUUCGUGAAACGGAAAGUCGAAUUAAAUUUGAACUUGACGCAUCAGAAGCAAAGUUCGCAAAGUCUACAAAAGGAACAACUUGUAGAAAGUCUUACCCAAGUUUGCGAAGACCGCAGCAGCAAAAUAUUAGAGAGAUAUAUUCGUCGACGCGCUGGAUUAAAAAAGCCGGAAAUCAAGAAUCAAAAUCGGUUCAAAAGUUGAUUGAGUGUCUUCGUAAAUCUCCACCCCGAAGUCUCCCCAAAGAAGGACCACACUUUCACAUCACUGAUUACUCGCCCAUGUUCGCCCCUGUACCAAGAGAACCGUAUUACGACUUCCAAAUUCACCCGGAGUGGCACCAGCCGUGGCACAAGAAAUAUGAGUCAUCUACACAAGCGUAAACACAUACAUUAUGCACCGUUGUAUUUAACUGUAAACAAUCUGGUGUUUCAAUGCCGUAUUAUACACGUAAUGCCGAAAUUAAUGUAGGUAUGCUAGUAUGCUGUACAAAGUAAAUUGCAUCAAAACUC